Molecule: messenger RNA, 1870 nt
Organism: Maylandia zebra (zebra mbuna)
Lineage: Eukaryota; Metazoa; Chordata; Actinopteri; Cichliformes; Cichlidae
Gene: fgb
Product: fibrinogen beta chain
Biological process (GO): platelet activation; blood coagulation, common pathway; fibrinolysis
Cellular component (GO): fibrinogen complex
Molecular function (GO): extracellular matrix structural constituent; signaling receptor binding; protein-macromolecule adaptor activity
Source: RefSeq, a predicted model, not a curated record
AAAUGUCUGGGAGAGAAAAGGCAGUUUGGACAGUGUGUGACAAGACUAACUUCAUAAAGUACACCAUGAAGAUACUGCUGUUGGUUUAUCUGUGUGUGUAUGUCGCCUGGGCACAGGACCUUGAGUUUGAUAACGAAGAGGAUGAUGACUUGGCAACACCGGAAUCAAAUGGAACAGCUGUAGAUGCUCGUGGUCACCGCCCACUACAAAAGGGCAGGGAGACCUUCACUGGAAAUAGAUAUGCCCCUCCUCCUGUCAGCAGUGGUAGCAGGUAUCGUGGGCGCCCCACUCCUGCUCCAGUUGGUGGCCGACAGAUGCAGGAGAAAGUUGAGCAGCCCGAGGCAGGAGGAUGUACACAUGCUUCAGAGGAGAUGGGUGUUUUGUGUCCCACUGGCUGCGAUCUAAAGACCACGUUGCUGAAGCAAGAGAGAAAUGUCAAGAGGAGCAUUGACGAACUCAAGCCUCAGGUGAAUGAUUUGUCCCAGUCCUCCAACACUGUCUUCAACUACGUCAAUGGCAUUUCCAACUCGCUGAGGGAGAGGCAAAGACUAUCCAACGACAACAGUAGGGUAGUUAGUCAGUACACCGACCGAGUGGAGGAGCAGCACACCUACAUCAAAGAGAUAGUGGAUACUGUGUUCCCUUCCAAUAUCAGAUUAUUGCAGGGGGUCCUGGACAAGAUCAAGCUGAAGAUACAGAAGCUGGAGAAGGCCAUCCAGGCCCAGAGGGAUGAGUGCAAGACGCCAUGCAAGACUAAAUGUCCCAUACCAGUAGUUUCUGGUAAAGAGUGUGAGGACAUCUUCCGUCGGGGAGGAGUAGAUUCCCAGAUGUAUAUGAUCCAGCCUGAUGCCUUUUACCCUCCAUACAAGGUUUUCUGUGAUCAGGCCUCCCAGAAUGGAGGAUGGCUUCUUAUCCAGAAUAGGCUUGAUGGCAGUGUUGACUUUGGUCGACGCUGGGACGAAUAUCGCCGUGGAUUUGGAAAUAUUGCCUUUGAUUCUGGCAAGGGUCACUGUGCGACUCCUGGUGAAUACUGGCUGGGUAAUGACCGUAUCAGUCAGCUGACUAAGAUGGGCCCAACUGAGGUUCUCAUCGAGAUGGAGGACUGGACAGGAGCCAAGGUCCAUGCCCAGUACAACCAGUUCACUGUCCAAUCAGAGACAUCCAACUACGUGCUUGCUGUUGGUGGUUAUUCUGGUAAUGCUGGCAACUGUUUCCUGGAAGGAUCUCUUGAGCUCUUUGGUGAAAACCGUACUAUGACCAUUCACAAUGGCAUGAUGUUCAGUACCUACGACAGAGACAACGACAACUGGACCCCUGGUAAUCCCACCAAACAGUGCUCCAAGGAGGAUGGAGGUGGCUGGUGGUACAAUCGCUGCCACUCAGCCAAUCCCAAUGGGCGGUACUACAUUGGAGGAGCCUACACACGACAGAUGGCCAAGCAUGGCACAGAUGAUGGUGUGGUGUGGAUGAACUGGAAGGGCAGCUGGUACUCGCUCAAGGCUAUUAGCAUGAAGAUCAGGCCUUACUUUGCCUCCAGAUAAUCCAAGAGUGUCGAUGCACAUAACAUAUAAAAGAAGGUGCCAAACUAAAUGGUAUAUGACAUGCAGAUUUACAAAUAACUAACACUAAGUGUCAACAAACUGUAACGAGAACUAAAAAACAAGGCUAAAGUAAUGCAGGAGCAAUGCAAGUAUUAAAAAUAUGUUGGGGAUGUCAGAUAAACUUGUUACCAACAAAAGUAAGAGAAAAAAACCUAAUUAGUUGUGAGUAAAUAUGCUGCGAUCUGUCCUUUUUUGUUAUGUGUGACAACUAUAAGGAUGAGUUGAUGCAAACUGUCCUCGACUACUCAAUAAACACAUUGAGGAACAUA